Molecule: messenger RNA, 7615 nt
Organism: Centruroides sculpturatus (bark scorpion)
Lineage: Eukaryota; Metazoa; Arthropoda; Arachnida; Scorpiones; Buthidae
Product: HEAT repeat-containing protein 5B-like
Exons: 4
Coding region: 618-6710 (2030 amino acids)
Biological process (GO): retrograde transport, endosome to Golgi; intracellular protein localization; endocytosis
Cellular component (GO): membrane; endocytic vesicle; Golgi apparatus
Source: RefSeq, a predicted model, not a curated record
UUAUAUUUAUUAGUAGAGCAUUAAAUCGUUUAAAGAACUACUCUUUGGAUUUACAAUAUUAUUUAUACGAAUAAUUAGAUUUAAAUCUCUUUUUGAAUAUUCAGGCCAAUCAAAAUGUUAUGAAAAGUAAUCAGUUUCAUUAUUUACAAGAAGACAAAUGUCACUGCCUAAAAUAGAAUGUAUCCUGAAAGUUUCAUUAUGUUGCAUGACGUGUAGAUAAGUGGAAUUAAGACUUGUCUUUUAUAGCUCACAUGGCCUUUCUCAGAAAAAAGUUGGAAACAUCUGCCUUAGACUGUAGACUCCUAGAUCAAGGAUGGUGAAUCUUUUUGAGUCCACUUGCCAUGUAGUAGGCAUAUUUCAAAUAAUUUAAAAUAGGUUGAUGAAGAUGAUGAUGAGGAAUGAAGAUAGACAGAUUCACUACAAAUAUUUAUUUUAUUGCAUUUUUGGAUGAAAGUUUAAGAGAAUUGUUUUGUGUCAGCAGUGAAACAUAGUGAAGAAAAAGAAAGGAAAAAAAAAACAUGAUUGUAUAAAUAGACUGAACUUUUUCAAGUGAAUUCUGCAAUUUUCAGUUUUUCACAUUCUAAAUUUGUUAGUGCCAAACGAUUAUUUAGUUCAAGAUGAUGGAACUUUCUCAUAGUUUGACUUUGAAUGAGGAAGCUUUAGCACAGAUAAAUGAAGCUAAAAGACCAUUGUUUGUGCUUGAAUGGCUAAGGUUUUUAGAUAAAAUAUUAGCAGCAUCACAGAAAUCUGAUAUUAAAGGAUGUCAAAAAACACUUGUUGAACAACUCAUAAAACAAGUUUAUCAAUCACCUGGUCCACCAGCAAGAAAAUUAAUUGGGCGAUGUCUAGCAACACUCUUUAGUAUUGGAGAUACUUCUUUAUUGUUUGAUACUGUAAAUAAAUUCACAGAUAUUUUGAAAAAUCGAGAUGAUUCACCAAGCUUUCUACAAAUAAAACUUACUGCCGUUACAUGUAUAGGAGCAAUGUAUGAACAAUUAGGACGUAUGAUGGGAAGAUCAUAUGAUGAAACUAUAAGCAUACUUUUGAAAUCUUUAAAAAAUGCAGAAUCACAAGCUCGUUGUGAAAUUAUGUUAACUACUGAAAAAAUUGUUGGAGGCAUGGGAGCAGCAGCUAGCCAUCUUCAUAAAGACAUUUUCAAAGCAGUACGACAUUGCCUAACAGAUAGAGUUAUGGCUGUUAGAUGUGCUGGAGCAAAAUGUUUACAAGAAAUGCUAAAACAUUCGCCCUUUUUAUAUACCACUGAUCUUGAAACAGUGGCUUCUUUGUGCUUCCGUUCAUUUGAAAGUUCAAAUUAUGAAGUACGUUGUGCUGUUGCAAAAUUAUUGGGUUCAUUGAUUGCUAUAACACAGCAAGCAUCCCAAGCUGCAGUUGGAAAAAACAGAUUGGCUUCAUUAGAUGAGGUUCUAGCAUUAAUGUCUGCUGGAUUUCUUCGUGGUGGUAUUGGAUUUCUUAAGAGUGGAGCAGGAGAAAUGAUUAAAGGAAAUUCUACUGUUAGUCGAGAUAUACGUGUUGGUGUCACUCAUGCCUAUGUUGUUUUAUUGCAACAACUUGGCAGCAAUUGGCUUGAGAAUAAUCUUAAUGUUGUCUUAACACAUUUAUUAGAACUUGUUUCUAGCCCAAGAGCUGCAACUACUCAUGUUGAUGCAGUAUAUAGUCGCAAAUGUGUUACUUUUAUUUUACAUUCAGUCCUGGGAAAAUUGCUUGGGGAGAAAGCUCAGAUUGCAGCUUGCAAAGAGUUGAUACAAAUAAUUAUAAAACAUAGUAAAGAAGAUAGUAUUGCAGAUCUAACUGGGAAUAAAGAUAAUCAAGGAGAAACUGCUUUAAGUCAGCAUGUUAUUGUAUGUGCAUUACAAGAACUUGGUUCACUUCUUCAGACACUUAAUACAAUGGCUAGUCAAGUAAUAGCUGAUCCAUCUGCAGGUAUUGAAGAAACUGUUGUUUCUGUUUUAGUUCAUUCUAGCCUAGCUGUACGUUUAGCAGCUGCUUGGUGUUUACGCUGUCUUAGUAUUGCUGUUCCAUCUAAAUUAAUGCCUUUAUUGGAUCGAUGUAUGGACAGAUCUGACACUUUAAAAACUUCACCAGAAGCAAUUUCUGGAUACACAGCAGCUAUAGCAAGUUUGCUUGGUGCAGCUCGACAUACUCCCCUUGGAAUUCCACAUAAUAGAGGCAAGAUGGUAUUUAAUGUUGCUGAAGAUCUUUUGAGAAGUGCUUCACAAAAUAGUCGUCUUUCAUUACAAAGAACACAAGCAGGCUGGCUGCUUAUUGGUGCUGUUCUAACUCUUGGUCCUUCAGUAGUAAGAGGAUUGUUGCCAAGACUUUUAUUAAUUUGGAAGAAUUCAUUCCCUCGAUCUGCAAAAGAAUUAGAAUCUGAAAAAGUAAGAGGUGAUGCUUUUACUUGGCAACUUACGCUAGAAGGACGAGCAGGAGCACUUUCAGCUAUGGCUAGUUUUUUAUUGCAUUGUAAAGAAUUGGUAACAGAUGAAGUUAUUCGAAGAUUACUUACACCAGUUGAAUCAGCUCUUAUAAUGUUAACUAGUCUGGGCCAUAUUUUUAAAUCUUAUGGACAACAUUUAAAAGCAAGUGCUGCAAUGGUUCGAAUGCGUUUAUAUGAAGUAUUAACACUACUGCCACCUAAAUCAUACGAGAGUAGUUAUAAUAAUUUGUUAAGAUUGUUGGUAGCAGAAUUUACUUUAACGGAAAAUCCUGCAAAUACUACUACGUCAUUAUUGCGUGGUCUGUGUCAUUCUAAUGACAGUAUUAUUUUAGGAUUUUGGUUACAGGAAACUGAUCAUAAAGUCAUUGAAGAUCAGUUGCAGCCCAAUAGUGCAUCAGGAUCAGGAGCACUAGAACAUGAUUCAACUGCAUUAUACAAAUCUCUAAAAUUGGGAAAAAUUGUUCCUGGGCCAUUGCCAUUAGGUGUAGCUGUAAUAGAUAUGUCAGUUAUAUUAUAUGGUGUUAUAUUUCCUCAUGUUGCAUUCAAGCAUAGAUUACAAAUGCUGGAACAUUUUUCAGAAUGUGUACGACAUACUAAAGCCACACGUCAGGAAGCUGUUCAAAUUAAUAUUUUUACAGCUGUUCUCAAUGCACUUAGAGCAUUAGUUGAAGCAAAAGCCAGACUUGGUCCAGAUGAAGUAAAAAGAGCUGCAGUAAAUUUAAUUCUGAGUUGUUUAAAUCAUGUAAAUGCUAUCUUAAGAUGUGCAGCCGGAGAAGCUCUUGGUAGAGUUGUUCAGAGUGUAGGAGAUAGUCGAUUUGUUGCAGAAAUGGCUCAACACAGUUUUGAUAAAUUAAAAUCAGCAAGAGAUGCUGCGUCUCGUACUGGACAUUCACUUGCCUUGGGUUGUAUGCAUCGUUAUGUUGGUAAUAUGGGAUCAGGCCAACAUUUAAAUACAAGUGUUAGUAUUUUGUUAGCUCUUGCUCAGGAUACAAAUGCACCAAUUGUACAAGUUUGGGCUCUUCAUGCACUUGCUAUGAUUGCAGAUUCUGGUGGACCUAUGUUUCGUGCAUAUGUUGAACCGACAUUAUCAUUGUUUUUAAAAUUAUUAUUAAAUAUGACACCUACCCAUAUUGAUGUUCAUCAAUGUAUUGGAAAAUGUUUAUCUGCAUUAAUAACAACAGUUGGUCCAGAACUUCAAGGAAAUACUACUUCUAUCUGUACAACUCGUUCUUCAUUUUUAAUUGCAUGUGCUAUCAUGCAAGAUCAUGGUGAUCCAUUAGUUCAAGCAGAAGCAAUAUCUUGUUUGCAGCAGCUUCACAUGUUUGCACCUCGUCAUGUUAAUCUUUCAACUUUAGUACCAAAAUUAUGUGCUGCUUUAAAUAGUUCACAUCUAUUAUUAAGACGUGCAGCUGUAGCUUGUUUACGUCAGUUGGCUCAACGGGAAGCACGUGAAAUUUGUGAUCAUACUCUUCUAUGGGCAAAAGAAGUAGGCCCAAAAGAUAACAGUCUUCCUUUUGCAGAAAGUGGUCUAGAUGGAAUUUUAUUUGCCAUGUUAGAUACUGAAACAGAUUUCCAACUAGUUAAAGAUAUUCAUGAUACACUAACUAGUAUAUUGCAGGCAAUGGCUGAAGAUAGUUUAGGUCAUUGGUUAAGUUUAUGUAAAGAUGUUUUAACUGCUGCAGAAUCCAGUUCUGUUUCAACUUCACCUGAUCAUAAAGAAUUAGAAGUAGAUGUGCCAGAAAGUGAAUUAGAUAUCGAUGAUGAAGAAAGUUUUAAGACGGCUGAAGAAAAUAAUCGACCAGGAGUAACUCCAAGAUGGCCUACAAGAGUUUUUGCAGCAGAAUCUUUACAAAGAAUUAUUAUUGGAUGUGAAGGUAACAAUGCACACUUUGAUCUUGCAGCUGCAAGAGAAAGAAAAGCACAAAAGCCUAGCGAAGAUUUUCUUGUCCUCCAUUUAUCAGAUCUUGUUAGGAUGGCAUUUAUGGCUGCAACAUCUGAAAGUGAUCCAUUAAGAUUAGAAGGAUUGAAAGUAUUAGAAUUAAUCAUUGACAAAUUUUCUAAAGUUCCUGAACCAGAAUUUCCUGGACAUGUUAUUUUGGAGCAAUAUCAAGCACAAGUAGGUGCAGCUCUUCGUCCUGCAUUUUCUUCAGAAACUCCUUCACAUAUCACAGCUGUUGCAUGCCAGGUUUGCAGUGCUUGGAUUGGAAGUGGUGUUGCACGAGAUUUAAAUGACUUGAGAAGAGUUCAUCAGCUAAUGGUUUCUUCAUUGACAAAAUUAAAUAAGGGAAAUGGUUCACAAAUUUAUAAUGAAAGUGCCUCCACAUUGGAAAAGUUAGCAAUAUUAAAAGCUUGGGCAGAAGUAUAUGUAGUAGCAAUGAAUCAAGAAAAGCAAAAACACCUAAAUCAGAAUGCAGAUGUAGAUGCUCAUAAUCAAGAAAGUUUACUUCGUCUUGUAUCUCCUGAACUUCUUUCUCUUAGCAAAUAUUGGUUAGCAGCACUUAAAGAUCAUGGUUUGCUUUCUCUUCCUCCAGAAUUUUGUAGUCAGUUGCCUCAUGAUGGAGGUGCAUUUUAUACCUCAGAUACAAUGGAAUCUGUUCGUCGUUAUUACAAAGAAGCAUGGCCACCAAUUUUACAUGCAGCAGUUCUCUGGCUUUGUCAUGGUGGAUUUAUUGAUGAAACAAAAUCAACUAAUGAAAAUUCUCUACAAGAUAAAAAUGAAGAAGAAAAAUUUUCUGAUAGUAUAACAUCUGAUAAUUUUCAUCUUCUCUUAGGUAUUUGCAUGGAAGCUUUAUGUAGUCCACAUUCCACUGCACCUCUUGAAUGUAUAUUAAUUUGUUUACAGUCACUUCAAUUGCUUUUAAAUAACAGCACACCACGCACAAUAAUUGGAGAGGACAAACAGUUAUCAAUUGAAUUAUGCAAUGUAUUACAUAGAUUAUUAUUAACUAGAGAAAGUCCUGAGUGUCAAUUACUUGUAAUGGAUCUAGCACGAUUGAUUGUUGUUGCUCAUCACGAAAGUUAUGAAGCUGAGAAAAAAAAGUAUCUCCGUGAACUUGCACCUGCAAAUCAAGAACCUAAAGAUGUAGAUAAAGAAUUGGCUUCACUUGGAGAAGGUGGAGAAAAUGGUAUCAUUAUACCAGAGAAAUCAGUAGUUUUUGCUUUGUUAGAAGAUUGUUUGUGUCUUCUUGUUCGUCAUCUUCCACAACUUAGCCCUUCAUUAGCUACCACUACUACUAAUGUCACACACUGUCCUUUUGUUGAAGAAGCUCAACAGCUUAUAUCUGCUUCACUUGAUGUUCUUGUACAGUUACCGGGCUUAUGUUCUCCACUAGGAAGUAUAUCAGUUCUUUCUGUGGUUUUAUAUUUGAUUACUGGUGUUUUAAAAGAAACUGCUGUUUCAAGUGUUCAACAAACUUCAUCAACUAAUAUCAUUAUUACCUCUACUAUCCAGUGUCUAAAAACACUUGCUUCCUCACCUUUCACAAAAAAUUCAAUUUGCAAGGAUGAAUGGAUUUCUCUUCUUCAGAGCACACUAUCCUGUAUUCUCGAUUUUGGAAAAACAAGUGUGCCAAAUAAACAACCAGAUCAAGUUUCUAUAUUGUUAGCUGUGGCAGUAUUUAUUCUUAGUGCACCAUCAGAAGUGAUUUCUGUCCCAAAUCUACAGUACCCUUGUAUAAAUCUUUUCAAACAAGCUUUACAACAAAAUGGGGAAAAUAUUCAAUUAAAAUGCUUACAGACAUUGAAGUCCAUUUUUCAGCACCCUAAUGGUAAACCGUAUAUCCAUGCCUUAGCACCACGGAUUGUUGAACUAUUAGGCCAGAAUGCAUCUCAAAUUGUUACAAGACAACCUCUUACAGAUAUAAAAGUAUCAAUAAUCUUGGAAUCUCUACAAACUUUAGAAACAUUAGUAUCAGUUGCCCCAACAGAUAAAAAAAUCCACAUGUUAGAACUUUAUGUACCAAUAUUAAUAACUGUUUUGAUGGAACCAGAUAAUCAAAAUCAACAAUAUCCAUCUCAUCGGAUGUUACACGAUUAUUCUUUACAGCAACUUUUAAAAGUGGGACCUCAAUAUCCGCAAGAGUUCCGUCUUAUUAUCAGCAAAAAUGCUCAUCUUAAAACAAGAUUAGAAGCCAGCAUAAGAGCAAGUCGACUGGGAACCACUACAGUAGAAGAAAAUGUUCAAACUCCACCUCGUAUUACUUCAACUUCACCUUCAAUAAAACUGAAAACUGAUUUUAGUAAUUUCACUGGUUGAUUAUAUAUGAGUAUUUAUAAAAAAAAAAAUGCAAAAUUGAUAGCCUGGAAAAUUUUUAACAUUUAUAAUUUGUUUCACACAAAAUAUUGGUGAUAUCAAAAUGUGUUGAACAAAUUAUAUAUAAAUAUUCUACAAAUUAUUUUAAAAUUGAUAUUUUAAAGUAUCUCUAUAAAAUGGUAAUUGUUUUCAUUCCUCAUGAAUUUCUAUGAAAUGUGAAAUUAGAACACUGUUUUUCUGUCAGAAACUGUAUUUGAGAAGUAAUGCUGUAUAAAAAUAUUUAAUUAUUUAAUCAGAAAAGCAAUAAUUAUAGUAUAUAAAUCAAGAACCAAAUUUGAGCUUUAUAUUCUAGUAAAAAAAAACUUGUAUUUUACAAUAAUUAACAUAUUAUUAUGGCAUUUAAUAGUUUAGUUGAAUUAUGAAAUUUUUACUAAUUCCAGCAAAUUGUUUUUAUUCAAUUAAUGAGUUAUAUACAAUACAUAUAUAUAUAUAUAUCAAAAUUUUGUAUUUUAUGAUUAUUAUUUUAUAGUGUGUAGAUUAUUCAUUCUGAACUAUAUAUAUACACAUAGAUAUAUUUAAAAAUGUAUGAACUUGCUUAAUUUAUAAAUUAAUUUUGAAAGUAUAUUUUAUAAAUUUCAAAAAUAACAAGCAAAAAAUUAAUGCACUGAAUAGCAUAUUCAUUAUUUCUGUUAGAGAAUGUAUAGGAAUUGAUGAAAGUAAAUAAUGAACAUGACAUGGACCAAUUAAGAAUUUGAAUGUAUAUAGAUAAUGUAAACUAAAAAUGGAACUUUGUAUUUUUCUGCUUAGUUUUCAUAAGAUUUUUAUCAUAAAGAAUAUGAAUGCCAUAUUGCCAGAUGUUUGAUUUGUUGUCGUUUCAAUUUUUCUUGAUUAUUGUAAUCAAAUGUAAA